This is a messenger RNA of Eremothecium cymbalariae DBVPG#7215, 1494 nucleotides long. RefSeq names its product RNA-processing protein REF2 (gene REF2). The coding region runs from base 1 to 1494 and encodes 497 amino acids. NCBI's taxonomy places the organism in Eukaryota, Fungi, Ascomycota, Saccharomycetes, Saccharomycetales, Saccharomycetaceae. The transcript has a single exon. The record is from RefSeq and is a predicted model, not a curated record.
AUGUAUAAACACAACGACGAGAAACAAGAAGAAGAUUCCAAAAGAACACUCAGGGCCAUGAACUCCAUCCCUGAGAAAAUAAAUAUCGCGCAUGCUAUGCCCUCCUCUAUGAUUACUGUCAUGAGAGAUGAUAUUAAACAUUUCCAACAACAAGUUAGGGAAUUGGAUCAAAAGCAGAUGGAUAAGGUAGAUCAUUAUAUAGACCAGUUAGACUCUAUCUUUACCCAGUUUUGUAAAGACAACGAACAUGUUGAGAAAAAAGCUAGAGGUGUAACUGAAGCAGAUAUUCAGCUUUUUCAAGGCCUAAAAAGGAUGUAUGCUGAUUAUAUGAAUCAGUUGAGUGAGAUAAAGAAGAAGAAGGUUGAAGAGGAACAAGAAUGUCAUGCGGAUAAACCGCUGGAGUAUAUUCUAGAUGAGUUACCUUAUUUGCAACCUUCAGAACGUAAUAGGUAUAUUAGUGCAUUGCUCAAGGAUAGGGUUCCGUUUUCUAAGGAUAUGAAGUUGUUUGAAGGCAUUGCGAACUUGUGCUUGCUAGAUGGAUCUGUGAAGGAUUAUCUACAGACAUACAAAUGCUUGUUGCAGAGUGUGGGGUUCACACAAGAAGAAAUAUUAAGUAGAAUUCCAUUUCUUGCAAAUGACUAUGAGCCAACCGAGGCAGUGAAGCGAGAGGUUACGCCUGAUACGCCAUUGUCGUCGGACACUGUCUCUCAGGAUGCAAGUAAUGACUCAACGAACACUAAUAAUACUACAUCAACUGCUAUUUCAUUGCUAUCUAAUACUUCUACUUCUGAGUCUAACGACAGACCAGAGGAGGAUAAAAAGAAAAAGAUUUCAUUUUCAAAGUAUUUAAAAAAGGACGUUUCAGAGCCAGUUAAGAGGUCACUGUCUCCAGAUGAGAAUGCACAACCUAUUGUGAAAAAACAGAAAUUUGAAUCGCCGGUAUCUAUUUUGAGAGAUGGGAAAAAGACGAAGAAACGUUCUGUGAUUAGAUUCGUGGAUGACUGCAAACUUGUAACUGUAUUUGGUGACGAUUUACCUGAUUCAGGUGUAAUAACCUCUCCAGAUAGACUAAAGAAAAUUCUAAAUCCAUAUGUAGAGGGGGAACCAAGGGAAUUCCUUCUUGAAAACUGGAGGACUCAAAAAGUGCAUAAAUUGAUAAUAGAUGUCGGAAUUAUCGAAGAUUCCGAUAUUUCUGAGUUUAGGAACGGGCCUAUUGCAACAAGCACAAAGGUUCCAACAGCUUACAGGCUCAAUUUCACUAAGUUUAACGAGGAUUUGGCAAACUUUCACAAAGAACCUGUAGAUAAUGAAGAAGAAGAACAAGAACUGAAAAACCAUAAAGGUAAAAGAAGAGGCGGUAAAGGACCAAUUAUCGUGCGUGCAUUUGGUAAAAAUGCUCUCUUGUUAAAAAAAGAGAGAGGCGGUCUUCCGUAUAAAAAGGUGCCAGAAGUCCGCAGAAAUGACUACCCCUCUAGACCAGAUGACGACAUGUAG